Messenger RNA from Drosophila suzukii, 8433 nucleotides. It is a transcript of the gene Unr, whose product is annotated as cold shock domain-containing Unr. The record is from RefSeq and is a predicted model, not a curated record. Gene Ontology annotation, molecular function: nucleic acid binding. NCBI's taxonomy places the organism in Eukaryota, Metazoa, Arthropoda, Insecta, Diptera, Drosophilidae.
UCGUGAAAAGAGCGACACCACCGCAGAUUUGAGCAACCACACAAAACGCAAAUAUGGCGUCCGCUAGCUGUUGUUGUGCUGUCGUGUGCUUUUGUAACUAAAACUCCGUUUUGACAUCACUUUCAUCAUAAUCUGAAUAAAAAUAAUAAUAAUAUAAAAAACAACAAAAAAUAUGAUAUAAAAAUAAAAAAACACCAUCGAAAACGAAUCAAAAAAUAAUACAAACAAAUAUAAAACGCAAAUAAUUGAAAGUUACAGCAAAAAUACAUAAAAAAAAAUCAACAACAACAUAGCUCAAAAGGAAAAGUCAAAGCAAAAACUUUUUAAGUUUUUUGGACUCUUCUUUGUUUUUGUUUCGUUUGCUUUGCAAAGAAAAAACACACACAAAUCGGAAAAACGAGAAUUUUUACGCCGCCCGUCGGUGUGAGCGAGAUAGACAGACAGAGAGAGAGAGGGAGAAAAAGCGACUGCGCAAAUAAAAAAUAAAAAACAAACAAACAAAAAAAAAACAAGCCAAGCUUGAAACGAAGACUUUCAAAUAAAAAAACAACAACAAAACCAACAACAACAACAAACCAAACAAAUUGAAACGCUGUGAAAUUAACUCGUCAAUACUCAAAAGCACCAACAAAUAAAUAAAUAAAAGAAAAGCAAAAGCAAACUACGGAGGAGCAAGUAAAGCGGAGUUCAAAAAGAAAACGGCAAAAGCACUGAAAACAAAAAAGCAACGGAAAACUAACGGGAAAAACAAAGCCAACGGCGCUGCGGCGUUCGAACUCUCGAAUAAAAAAACAAAAAAUAAAACCGAAAAAAAAUACACUUUGAAAAACGCUAAAUCAAUCCCAAAAUUCCUCAUUAUUUUUCCUGAAAAGCUUUAAUUUAAUUACGAAUUUUUUGUUGUUAAGUCAAAGUGAAUUCAAUUUGCUAAUUAAUUUAAAUUAAGACAAAACAACAACAGCAACCGAGCUACAAAAGCAGCAGCAACAACAAACAACAACAACCAACCAACAACAAACAACUGAAUUAAUGUUUUAAAGUACAAAAUAACCGGGAGUAAAUCAACAACAAAUAAUUUAAACAUAUUAAAAACGAUUUAAUUUAAAACGCAACAUCAAUCUAAAUUAUUUAACUACAAAAAACAAACACUGCUAGUAUCUAAGUCGAAAAAUAAAAACUUGGAAAAGCCCAAAAGGGCGAAAAGGAAGUGAGAGGCAGAGCGAUAAACGGAGGAAGCAGCAGGGAGAGCAGAAUAAAACCGAUUAAGCAACAAUUGUGCCGCAAAAAGUGUGAAUAAAAAUAAUAUAUACUACAAAUAUAACGGUAACAAUAAAGAAAACAUUUAAAACCAAAAAUCUACAAGAAUUCUAUAAGUUUUAAGUCACGUUUUACACAGACCUACAACAACAACACCAGCAAUUUAACUUAGCCAAUAAAUAAAAAAAUAUAUAUUAGUGAAGAAAAAACGGAUUAAGAAUAAAGUAUAUAUAGAAAACGCAUAACAAACUCAAAAACUGCGGCCUUGCGCCAAAGAAACAGUUUUUAUUUUUUCCAAUAAAACAUUGUUUUUUACUAGUUUUCAAUUCAGUUUUUUUUAUAAGUGUACCUAGUGAGAAAUGUUAAAAGUCUAAAACAGCAAAAGCAACUGCAACAAACGGAAGUAAAACGGAGAAAGAAAAACAAAACAAAUUCAAAGAAAGAUUUAACAACUCUGUGAUAAUUACUGUAAAUUUAUAAAUUUAAAUAAACAAAAAAAGAAAAAACGCAAAGGAAAACCACAAAAAAAAUCUCUAAUGGAAUGAAAGGCAAAACCCGUAAUUUUUAACAAUAGGCGAAGAAGAAGGAGCGAAGAGGAAGCUGAGAACAGAAAAACAUCUUAAACCAACAACAACAACUUUACACUUAAGAGCAAAUGCAAAUGAAAAGAUAAAAAACAUUGAAACAAAUUCGUGAUAUCUUAAAGGACUUCGAUACAUAUAUACUAUAGUAUAUUAUAUAUUAUAUUAUAUAAACUAUUAAACUAAGCUUAAAUCUAGUGAGCGAGAACAGAGAAAACAAAACAAAACAGAGGAAUAAGUGAAAAAUAACAAAACCAACCAACACAAAGCAAAAAUAAAAACCCUAGGUUAUAAAAAGACUUCAAAACGCAUUCAAAAAUAUAUAUAUUUAAACAAAACAAAACAAAACAAAAUAAAUCGUAGGCUUAAAGUUCAACAUAGUAAAUGAGCGAGGAUAACUCCACAUAACGGGUGUCCUAUAUCUAUUAUAUAUAAAAACAAAAGAAAACCUUAAACUCAUAAUUUUUGCUUAGUGAAUAGUAAAUGAAACAGCAAUAAAACAUCAACCGCAACAACAAACAAAUUAUACAAAUCGUGCAACCGAAAAGUAAUAGCAACGUACAGCGAAACAAAAUAGGAAAUCGACACUGAGAGAGAGGAACCGGAAACGGAAGUCCCGAGAAGAAGAAGAAGCAGCAGGAGAAGAAGAAGAAGGAGAUUCGAACCUCGUCCCCAAAAAUCAUCGUUGUACUAAGGGUAUUCGAAAGUAAAUUAAAAAUAAAUCACUACUACUUCCUAUAAACCACAACGAUUGCCUACAAAAUAUAUAUUAUAUAUAUGUAUACUAUAUAGAAAACAAAAAACAAUAUAAUCAAGCAAAACACAAAUUAUUCAAAUAUCAAACAAAAGCUAAUCUAACCCAAAAGUAAAAAGUAUUCCCAGUGUAUUUUUCUAGUAAAACUAAAGUAAAAAUAUAAAAAAAAUCAACCAAAAUCAUUUCAAAAAAUGCAAUAAUUCAAUGAUAAUUCAAAACUUGAACAAAAAUAAACAAAAAACACCAACGGCAGCAGCUGGUAUGCAUUUUCAUCGUAAAACAACAAUAUUUUGAAUACACAAAACAAGCAAAUAUAUAUAAAAAAAAAACUUUAGAAAAAAAACCUACAACAGACCCAGGAAGGAACUUCAAACUACCAAAACAAACCAACAACGUUACAAUAUUUGUCGGCAUUUUUUACAAGAAAAAAAACACACAACAACAAGGAACACAAAAACAAACCAACAACAGCAAAGGAAAGCUAAGAAAAACAACCAUUUUUUGCGGGGCAUGCCCUCAAGAAAAGAAAAAAUUUUUUAUUAACUUCGAAGACAAGGAAUUUCAGUGCCUCUUGUGCCAGUGUUUAGCCAAAAUAUAUAUACACAAAAAACAAAACAAACAAUUUAAAAACAAAAUACGUAUUUAUUGCUUAGUUUUUUCUCUUUGAUAUAAAAAACACAAAAAAGUAAAAAAAAAAAAAAAAUAAAACCUAAAAAUACCCCUAAAGAGAAAACUAAAAAUAGAUCCAUAAAACUGUUUUCGGUAAUUUUUCGCGCUUUCUUCAACUUCAACUCUCGUUCCAAUCGUUCUCGUCAUACGCAUCCAUUAUCGGUUUACCGGGUUUGGAUUAACUGACCAUACAAUACCAACAACAUCGCAAUCACCAUCGCCAAGAACCAGUCUCCAAUUUGCUAGUCCUUAUCAGCAUUUUUCUUUGUUUGCUAAUAUCCAAUCAAUCAAUCCAACAUGAAUACCCAAUCGAAGGUGUACCGCACCGGCGAAGAAAUCUAUGACAACUUGCCAUGCGAUGGUUAUUUCAACAUGAAUGCCAUUCGCAAUUUGGGAAUUCCCACUACAUUUCCGACCAUUGGAACCUUUACGCUUGACUCGACUACGCUGGGAUUGCAGCCGCAAGGUCAGGGACCGUCGCCCCAGCAGCAUCAACAGCAGCAGCAGCAGCAGCAGAAUAUGCAUCAUCACCAACAGCAGCAGCAGCAGCAACACCAACAGCAGCAGCAGCAGCAGCAGCAUAUGCAACAGCAGCAGCAACAACAUCAGCAGCAGCAGCAACAUCAGCAGCAGCAACAACAUCAACAGCAGCAGCAACAUCAACAGCAGCAGCAGCAGCAACAUCAAAGCAUUGGAAUGUUUGAUGCCAAUGAGGUUAACGACGUCAUCCAGAAUCCUCCUCAGAUCGGUGUAUUCCAAUCUAACAGCGUUUUGACCAACGGAGCUGGGAGUUCCUCUUCAAUCUUUGGUUCCCAGUCCAGCAAUUCUUCGGCCGCAGCUGCUGAUCCCAGCCAGACCACCCGGGAAACUGGCAUCAUCGAGAAGCUGCUGCACUCCUAUGGAUUCAUUCAGUGCUGCGAGCGGCAGGCGCGACUCUUCUUUCAUUUCUCGCAAUUCAGCGGUAAUAUUGAUCAUUUGAAAAUCGGAGAUCCCGUGGAGUUUGAGAUGACCUAUGAUCGCCGUACCGGCAAGCCGAUAGCUAGUCAAGUGUCUAAAAUAGCCCCUGAGGUUGUGCUUUCUGAGGAGCGUGUCACCGGCACGGUGACCACCGAGCUGCGCACGGAUAGCGCCAACAAUGUGCUCAACUCCAGCGAGACCACCGGUCGCAUAAGCUAUGAGAACCGAGGCGAAUGCUUCUUCUUACCCUAUACCAAAGACGAUGUGGAGGGCAAUGUCAACUUGCGCGCUGGCGACAAGGUCAGCUUUCAAAUCGCAACGAACCAAAGAGGUAACCUAGGCGCCUGCCAUAUUCGCCUAGAGAAUCCGGCCCAGCCGGUCAAGUAUCGAGGCGUGGUCUGUUCGAUGAAGGAGUCGUUCGGCUUCAUCGAACGCGCCGAUGUGGUCAAGGAGAUAUUCUUCCACUUCUCGGAGGCCGAGGGCAAUGUGGAGCUGCGUCCCGGUGAUGAUGUCGAGUUCACCAUCCAGACGCGGAGCGUAAGUGGCAGCGGCGAUCCGACCAACCCCAACCUCCUUCAAUCAAAAAUGCAGUCUGCAUCUGUGCCUCCGCAGGGCCGUGAAUUUGCGUGCAACAUCACGCGCCUAGCACCGGGAUCGGUUAUCUUCGAGGACGUGGACAGCACGGUGUAUAAGGGCCAGGUGCUCAAGUCCCUUGAUCGCAACAAUCCGGUGCGCCAGAACAAUGAUCCCUUGCCCGGUCGCAUCCGUUACAGGGCUUUGGAUUACUCCGAGGUGGAGGUACCGUUUGGGGACAAGGACCAGAAAGGUGAUUUCACCCUGCGUCAUGGUGAUUGGGUUCAGUUUCUACUCGCCACCGAUCGGCGUGAUCAAUUGCAGCGGGCCACCUCGAUUGCCCUGUUGGACGAGACCUUCAAGGUGUCCGGCGAGAAAAGAGAGCAGGGAACUAUUGCCUCACUGAAGGAGGGCUUCGGCUUCCUGCGCUGCGUAGAGCGUCAGGCACGUCUAUUUUUCCACUUUACUGAAGUUUUAGAUACGAGCCGCGAAAUCGAUGUCAACGAUGAGGUGGAAUUCACUGUCAUUCAGGAGCCUGGAUUGGCCUAUAAUAACUCGCGUUUGCAGGCCAUACGCAUUAAACACUUGCCGCCCAACUCAGUGCAAUUCGAAACUUUAAUGGCCAGCAACAUAGAGGGUUGCGUAACACGAGAGGCGCCCAAGAGCCCAAUUAAAUCUCAAGAUCGCGUUGAGGGCGGCGUUAUUACCUACGAGCAUGCCGAUGUUAAAAAGACUAUAAUGUAUUUUCUUAAAGACUGCGAAAAACCACCAAGGAUUGGGGAGCGAGUACGCUUCGAUAUUUACAUGGUCAAACGUAACAAGGAGUGUAUAGCUGUCAACGUACAGCAAGUUUCGCUGCAGCAACAGCAACAACAACAACAGCAACAACAGUUGCUUCUUAACCAGCCGAAUGCUGGAGGAAACGUCAACCAGAAUGACCAGCUUUCUGGAUUGUCGAAUGGAAUCAGUAGCAGCAGCUCGAACACCUCGCUGCAGAAUGGCUAUGUCAUGCACGGCAGCCCCGGUGGCAGCACCAGCAGCGUGGGCAGCAACAAUCCGGGCCACCUGGACGAUUUCAAGCUGGAGAACAACAAUCAUGCCGGAUCCGAGUCCGGUCAGGUGUACCGUGGCUUCAUAGCCGUUAUGAAGGAGAAUUUUGGAUUCAUUGAGACUUUGUCCCACGACGAGGAGGUCUUCUUUCACUUCAGCAACUAUCUGGGCAACCCCAACUGGUUGGAGUUGGGUCAGGAGGUGGAGUACACUCUUGCUCGCAACGGAAAUACCUCCGUUUCUGGAAACUGCCUGCCGGCGGAGAAUGUUCGCAUGCUGCCCAAGAACUCUAUUCCUCAGCCGGCUGUGCUGGAAACCACGCACAAUGGCGUGGUGGCUCGUCCGCUGCGCUGCAUCAAUCCCGACCAGCAGGAGUACGCCGGUCUCAUUGAAAUUCUCGACGAGCUGCGCACCACUGUCAUUUCGCAACACGAGUUCGGGAUCACCAGUCUGGUGAACAAGAGGGAUCUGCUCCAGAAGGGCGAUCUUGUUAGCUUCCGCAUUGAUGAGAGCGGUCGGGCAGCGAACGUGAAUGCCGUCAGGCAAAAGAAACGCGCCACUGUGGACUCCAUUAAGGGGCAGUUUGGUUUUCUCAAUUUUGAGGUGGAGGAUGGCAAGAAGUUGUUCUUCCACAUGUCUGAGGUGCAGGGCAAUACUGUCGCUCUACAUCCAGGGGACACCGUGGAGUUCUCCGUGGUCACUAAUCAGCGCAAUGGAAAGUCUUCGGCUUGCAAUGUUUUGAAAAUAAACGAUCGUCCGGAUCGUCUGAUCUCGCGCCUCAAGCUCAACGGCGAUGACACUGUGCCGCGCCUAAUCCUCAUUCGUGCACCAAAGGGACCGCAGGGCAAAGGCUUUUCUGUUCUAGCGCGUCAUCCACGCAUUCCAGGCAACUUGGUGGAGUAGAUUGCUGAAAAUGUUGCAUUAGCAAGACAGGAUAUUAGAUGCACAUCAAAGACACUUACCUACAGCUAUAUAUAUUCUUGUACGCAAGCCAUAAGCGAGCAGGCUACCAAUCAACCAACUAACAGCAACGUGAACUUGUCGCCCUAACCAUAUACACACAUUUAUAACGAAUAUAAUCCCUAGAAGCAAGCAAACACUAUUGGAAACGAUCGUAAUUGAUAAUAAUUGAUAGCAAAGGCAUACAUUUAAUAUUUACGAAACUACUUAACGGCAACUCAACAAGAGAACUCUUCGUGUCUGAAAUCGAAACUUAUUUGUAAUAUUACCAACUAACCCCUCCACCAUUGAAACGCUUUGUUUUCAACUAGACGCAACCGUGAUCCACGUUGUGGCCAGUUUAAAGCAAAAUGAAAUUGAAAUCCAAGUGUCUGAGAGAUGAAACCAAAACGUUUGUAUACGUAUACUAUUUUCUACUAGUUUGCUCUAAUUUUAACUAAUUAAAAACCAAUGCGAAAAACAAAGCAAAGUGAGAAGAAGGAAAUAAGCAACUUACGGGGCUUUCACAAAAAUUACUACAGUUUUGAAAUCGCUUUUAAACGUUAUUUUAGAUGUCUAAAACAGCGAUCGGCACGUAAUACAAUGACAUUUUGUCUUUUAUUUGUGUGAGUAAUUUGCACGGAGCAGCUUAUCGAUGUGUGUGUGCCGACCUCUGUUGUAUACUGUUUGUGAGGCGGCAGAAAACGAACAGAGCUAUUCCCUAUGCCCACUUAUUGGGAAGCUGCCGACCGCUGGUCUAAAAGUAUAGACGUUUUUCUGAACGAAUUCAUUGUACCUAAAAUUUGAUUUAAAAGUGAUUUCAAAACCCUAGUGAUUUUUGAUGCACCCCAGAUAAUCUAUGAAGUAUUUAUUCUAGAAUGGCAACGAAAUCCUUGCAUAAUUGCGAUAGAAAUUGUAUAAAUCAACACUCUCUAAAUACAUUUAUAUAUGGAUGCUUCUACUGUAUCUUGCUCUACUCGUAUUCUUUCGUACUUCUCGAAAACUGUUCUUUCACUGCUUUCAAUCUUACUGUUAACGAAUUAUAUUUAUUGAAUAAUUAUUGUACUGCGGCGGCAACAGUUAUGUAGAUCAACAACCGCAGCAGCAACAUCAAACAACAAAUCAAUCAAUGAAGUGAAGGAAGAAGAAAGUAUUUAUAUCUACAAGUACAUAUAUAUUUUACAUAUUCAUUAACGUAAUAAUAUUAAUUAUCAUUUCCUUUGAUUUGAUCUUUGCUUGUGAACACACACCAAGUUGUUUCGCCAAUUCUUUUGUUGCAUUCAGACGGUUGCAUUAACUUAUUACAUAGCAUCUACACCUUAAAUAUUUAUUUAAAGCAACAACAAAACGCAUUGCGAAAAUUCACAAAAAAAAAAUAUUGAGCAGAGAAGUAAAUUACAAAAAGUUUUCUGUGACGAUGAAGAGCAAAUUUAAUUUGCUGCGCCAAAUCUGUUGAAACCAUUUAAUGAAGAUUAUAAAAAUAAUUUUUAAAAAAUCUAUAUACAUAUACGGAAAAAAUCUAAAAAAAAAAUAAUAAAACAAAAAAAAAACAAACCUUAUGAGCGUGUGUCGGUAACAAAGAGCAAAUAUUGUGAAAAUUAUGAAUUUCAAUUACUAAGAAACAAAAAAAAAUAUUGUAAAAAAAACAUUUAACAA